ACUUUCGUCAUUCGUGUGGAUCGAUGUGUUCAAAUGGACAAAAACGAUUAACAAACACACUAAAAUUCAACACUGAAAUUGUAUAUCAAAACAUUCUCUAUCACGUUUUCGUCCUGAUAAAAAUCAAAGUCCACUGGUGCAACACUAGCGAUCCCAGCGGAUGCCCGGCCCGAAUAGGGAAUUUUAAAAUCCGAUCUGGCCUGAUGAUUACGUAUGAUCAAAUAAAAAACUGAUUAGAUUCAGAUUUUUUUACCAGCUGAAGAAUCAACAGAAACUUGGUCCAGGAGGCUGUUCGGAUCUGAUCUGAUCUUGUGAUCAAACAGAUUUUUGGUUUAAACACAGGUAGUAAUAUUUGAUUAGGCAUGAGCAAGUUUAUUUGGAUCUAAUGAGAUAUUAUUUGACCAAAUAAUAAUUUCAUCCUGGUUAUAGAAUGAUAUCAUACGAUGUAAUUAGAAAGACGCAUGUUCGAAUUUAUCCAAUUUGGUGUGCAUUGAAAUUGAAUAAACCGAGUCAAGAACCAGAAAUGGCUGAAAUAUCACUCGACCAGGACCACGUCUAUGAUGCUACUCAAUCUACACUUCUAACCCUGAAAGAAUUAUCAGCGAUUGCAGUUGCUCUGAAAAUAUGGCACGGCCAAAUAAAUAAAUAUCGAACGAUUGACGAAUUGGAAGUAUUUAUUCCAAGAAUACGACCACCUUUUUUGAUGGUAAAAAAUCCUGAUUUACCAACUGUGAUCGAUGCUAUGAUCAGAAAUUAUGCUUCAAAAUUGGGACCUUCAAUAGAUAAGUGGUUGAGAGAGCAUCACAAAAGAGUACUAUUUUUCCAUUAUAGUCAUCAAAACUAUAUUUUGGAAGACUUCGAUGACUUUGUGUGCGAUUACGACGGCACCAUUGAUUAUGCUAAGACAGCCGAACGUAUGAUGCGUUGCGAUAAAUUUGGCGAUGUUGAAAAAUUCAAAAUAGCGUGUACAUAUUUUUUCGAAGACGAUAUCAGACGACUUUGGCCAUCUAUACGCAAAAAGAUAGGCUUGGAUUGUAUUAAUUUUCGCGAUUGUCCUGAAUUGUAUUAUUGGAUUUGCUGCCUUAGAAAUGAAUCAAGGAUAAAAAUCAACAUCGCGCGAAAUAGUACUGUCGAUGAAGAAAUGCUAGACAAUUGCAUGCCUUACAAUAGACCAUCGGUAGAAUAUUUCUGGAAUCGUAUACCUCACCGAAACCAAGUUGGAAAAGCUGUGCGACUUCUUGGGUUUGAAAUGGUGAAUCUUACUAAAUUCAUUUUACCGAAAUUCGAUACCCAACAGCUUGAUGAAUUUGUCAAUAUGCAUGGACGUUGGGUUUUGAUACUUGAACUGUUGUCUCUGUUGGAAUGUCGUUGGUUUGAUGAAAAAUUGAUACCUCAAGCUUGGAUGCGCAUAAGAAACGUCAUCAACGAGCCUAAUUUUACCAAACUAGUCGUGGGUAUGUUUGGAUUUUGUAAAGAUACGCUUCGAGCGAUGAUGACUGGGAAUUGGUAUCAUGAGAAUUUGUUUCAUCUAUGUCGCGAAAUAUGGUACAGUGCUCCGCAAAGUUCGAGGAGAUCGGCGAUUGAGGAAAUAUCAUCCAACUUUUGGCAUAUAAUUAAUCGUGAUCUUUCUUCCGAUUCCUUAUUGACUGUACUUACAUACGCAACUUUCGAGGAGAGAAGCUUAUUUUGGAGUAAGUGCUGGCCUAACUUGAUCGAAUGCAAAAAUACCCAAGAAUUGCAGCAAAUAAUGGAAAUAUGUUUCGAAAACGGCGAUGCAAUUAUUCGAUACAAAGAGAACGUAAUGGCAACUAGUGAUCAUUUACGAGAUCUCUGCGACGUGUUAUUGUCUGAGCCGGACUUUGACAAAUUGAAUGAUUCUGUGAAUUUUUGCUGUCCUAACGAAGAUGCAGCGAGACUUUUCAAGCUUCAACUGCUGGAGUCAAAGUUCCUCCAUGAAAACCCUGUUUUUCGAGAAACAUAUUUUGGCCAAGCAGCAAAAUUCAACGAGUUUAUCAACGAUGCUUAUAACAACGCUGCUCUCGCUACAAAUUUUAAAAAUCAUCUGAUGUCUCUCCCUAUUAUUCAAUGUUUUACUGCACCUGAGCGAUGGUGCAGUAAAAUCGAAUGGUCUACGCAGUUAAUUGAAUUUACGGAAUUUAUCGAAACGUUUGUUUCAACCGAAGGAGAGCUAAGAAGGAUGAAAAUGCUGGUAAUUGAUCAUUGGAAGAAAAAUGGAUUUGUUGUUGAGUCUGCCUUUGAUUUAAGUUUUAGUCACGAAUGGUCCAGUUCUGUUGAUCAGUUUUUAUUAUGGUGUUUGGGAAGCGAUGAAGAAGUUGGAAAAUUUAAGCAAGUGGAUCUCCUACGCUUUUUUUUGAAUAGUGUCGAAGAGCGAACUAAUGAGUUACGCCUCGUCACUAGUGACAAAUGUCUCCCUUUUGUGAAUCAGAUUUUGUUUUGGUGUUUGGGAAGUGAUGAAGAAGUUGGAAAAUUUAAGCAAAUCUGUGCCCGACACUUGAGCAAUUCGGAUUUAGAUGUUAAACUAACAUGAAUAUUGAAUAUGUUAUUACACUUAUUGGAUAUUUGGAUGUUUAUUUUUAAUGUUUCAUGAUACCGUCGAAUAAUUAUAUUAAUGAUGAAUUCCCAUUAUUUUUAGAUCCUUAUGGUGUUUCUUAGUACCUAUACGUAAAUAAAGUUGAUUCAAUUCAAUGUU
Messenger RNA from Planococcus citri (citrus mealybug), 2710 nucleotides. RefSeq lists its product as uncharacterized. NCBI's taxonomy places the organism in Eukaryota, Metazoa, Arthropoda, Insecta, Hemiptera, Pseudococcidae. The record is from RefSeq and is a predicted model, not a curated record. Bases 431 to 2548 code for a protein of 705 amino acids. The transcript is spliced from 2 exons.